AUGCCUAUCAUCACCGAAGCGCCCAAGAAAUUCGACUUCAUAGUCGUCGGAGGCGGUACAGCUGGCUGCGUCGUGGCCGGUCGUCUUGCGGAGAAUCCCAAGGUCAACGUGCUUGUCAUCGAGGCAGGCAUAGGAAACCCAGAGGAUGUUGAUGCUAUCACGACUCCCGCCCGAGCCUUUGAGCUUCGAGGCAGCAAGUACGACUGGCAGUACAAGACGACCAUGGUCGACCGGCCUGAGUACACUCGGAUUGAGAAGCCCAAUACUCGGGGCAAGGUCCUCGGAGGCAGCAGCUGUCUAAACUACUACACCUGGAUCCCCGGCAGCGCCGCAACCUUUGAUGAUUGGAGUGAAUUCGGGGGCGAUGGUUGGACGUGGGAAAGCAUCAAGGACUACCUCUACAAGCCCGCGACGUACCACGAUGACCACGGUGAUUUUAGGCCCGAGCUCCAGUACAUUGGUCAAAACGGACCACUUCCAGUUUCUCACUCGGACUUGGUUCCUGAGCUUAAGCCAUUCCGAGAUGCCCUGGAAGAAGCCUGGGUCAGCAAGGGCGAGGAACUGACCGACGACGUUCAUAACGGCACCAUGAGGGGGCUAUGGAAAUGCACCAACUCGAUCUACAACGGGAAGCGCUCAUCGAGCUGGAUGUAUUUGAAGGGAAAGGACAAUGUGGCUGUUCUAUCGAGAACCCACUCAAGAAAAAUCAUCACUGAGGACGGAAAGGCGGUUGGCGUUGAGGUCAGCGGCCCAGACGGCGAGACCUACUCCUUCUACGCCAAUUACGAAGUCAUCGUCUCACAGGGAGUCUUCGAAACUCCCAAGCUUCUGAUGCUUUCUGGAAUCGGUCCAAAGAAGACCCUGAAAGACUUCGGCAUCGACCAAGUUGUCGCUUCGGAGAACAUUGGCCAGAACCUCCUUGACCAUCCGAUCAUACCCCACGUCUUCAGACUCAAAGAUGGGUACGGUCUGGACGGACACCUCCUCCGUCCCGGUGCAGCGCACAGUGCAGCAGUUGACGCUUAUAACACCUCAAACAGGGGUCCGUACACCAGCGGGCUGCUCGAGCUCGUUGGGCUUCCACGCAUAGACAAAUGGCUCGAGCAGGACGCCGAGUACGUUGCCUAUAAGAAGGCCAACGGAGGCGUGGACCCGUUCGGCCCAGGUGGACAGCCGCAUUUCGAGAUUGACUUCGUCCCAAUGUUCUCCGAUGCCUUCCAGUGGCACAUUCCUUGCCCUCCAGAGGGUGACUGGCUAACCAUCAUCGUCGACCUGCUCCGCCCGCUUUCAAAGAGCGGCGUCGUGACGCUCAAGUCGGCGGACCCGCUCGUGGACCCCAGCAUCAACCUCAACUUCCUGGAGGAUAAGCUGGACAUCAUCGCUCUACGCCAGGGGCUCCGCUUUGUGGACGACAUACUGAUGAAUGGUGAUGGGAUGAAGGACAUCAUCGGCGAGGACUAUCCUUUCCCAAUUCCUCGCAACUCUGAUGAGGCUCUGAAUACGAUGAUCAAGGAGCGUUUCCAGACCGGCUUCCAUCCUUGCGGCACAUGCCGGCUCGGAAAGGACAUCAGUCAGGGAGUCGUGGACAGCAAGCUCAAAGUCUUCGGUGUCGACAGGCUCCGUGUCAUCGAUGCUUCGGUAAUCCCCGUCAUUCCUGAUUGUCGUAUCCAGAACUCGGUCUACGCGAUAGGAGAAAAGGGAGCCGAUAUGAUCAAGGCUGCUUACCCGGAUUUAUACGCUUAA
Molecule: messenger RNA, 1743 nt
Organism: Diaporthe amygdali
Lineage: Eukaryota; Fungi; Ascomycota; Sordariomycetes; Diaporthales; Diaporthaceae
Exons: 4
Coding region: 1-1743 (580 amino acids)
Molecular function (GO): oxidoreductase activity, acting on CH-OH group of donors; flavin adenine dinucleotide binding
Source: RefSeq, a predicted model, not a curated record